This is a messenger RNA of Oreochromis niloticus (Nile tilapia), 2662 nucleotides long. RefSeq names its product V-type proton ATPase catalytic subunit A. Gene Ontology annotation, biological process: ATP metabolic process; proton transmembrane transport. The record is from RefSeq and is a predicted model, not a curated record. Lineage: Eukaryota; Metazoa; Chordata; Actinopteri; Cichliformes; Cichlidae. The transcript is spliced from 15 exons. Bases 185 to 2038 code for a protein of 617 amino acids. Gene Ontology annotation, molecular function: ATP binding; ATP hydrolysis activity; proton-transporting ATPase activity, rotational mechanism. Gene Ontology annotation, cellular component: proton-transporting V-type ATPase, V1 domain; lysosomal membrane.
UAAUAACUGCCAGCGUAAGACAGGAAGCGAGUUGAGCCGCAAUGGAGAUGUUUUCUUCCCGUGACCGUCUGCUGGUUGGCAGGUGAUUAGCACAGCGAAGCUCCUCCUCAGUCUUCUACGGGAGAGACAAACCUGGACAGCUGCCCAUUAUAAUAAGGAAUUUAGUAGGAUAUAAACUAUCAAGAUGGAUACCUCAAAACUUCCCAAGAUCCAGGAUGAGGACCGAGAAAGCCAGUUUGGAUAUGUACACGGUGUUUCUGGACCAGUGGUGACAGCUACUGCCAUGGCAGGAGCAGCCAUGUAUGAGCUGGUUCGAGUCGGUCACAGUGAGCUAGUGGGAGAAAUCAUCCGUUUAGAAGGGGACAUGGCAACUAUCCAGGUCUACGAGGAGACAUCUGGCGUGUCUGUCGGGGACCCUGUCCUGCGAACUGGAAAGCCCCUGUCUGUAGAGUUGGGACCGGGUAUCAUGGGCUCCAUCUUUGAUGGUAUCCAGCGCCCACUAAAAGACAUCAAUGACCUCACUAACAGUAUUUACAUCCCAAGAGGAGUAAACAUUGGUGCUCUCAACAGAAACAUCAAAUGGGAAUUUACACCUGGGCAGAGCCUUCGGGUCGGCAGUCACGUAACUGGUGGAGAUAUCUAUGGUAUGGUAUUCGAAAACUCCUUAAUCAAACACAAGCUAAUGCUUCCACCUCGUAGCAGAGGCACCAUAACCUACCUGGCUCCACCUGGAAACUACGACAUUUCAGAUGUGGUUCUGGAGCUUGAGUUUGAAGGCAUUAAAGAGAAACUCAGCAUGGUGCAAGUGUGGCCAGUACGACAAGUCCGCCCCGUCACAGAAAAACUACCAGCUAAUCAUCCACUGCUGACCGGCCAGAGAGUUCUGGAUGCACUUUUCCCCUGUGUGCAGGGUGGCACUACUGCUAUACCAGGAGCCUUUGGAUGUGGAAAGACAGUGAUCUCGCAGUCAUUGUCCAAGUACUCCAACAGUGAUGUCAUCAUCUAUGUCGGCUGUGGAGAGCGUGGAAACGAAAUGUCUGAAGUGCUGCGAGAUUUCCCCGAGCUCACUAUGGAAGUUGACGGCAAAGUUGAGAGCAUCAUGAAGAGAACAGCGCUGGUUGCUAACACCUCCAACAUGCCCGUGGCUGCUAGAGAGGCUUCCAUUUACACAGGGAUCACACUGUCUGAAUACUUCAGAGAUAUGGGCUACAAUGUGAGCAUGAUGGCUGACUCGACGUCUCGAUGGGCCGAAGCUCUGAGAGAAAUCUCUGGAAGACUGGCUGAAAUGCCUGCUGACAGUGGGUAUCCGGCUUACCUGGGCGCCAGACUGGCUUCCUUCUAUGAGCGUGCUGGACGUGUGAAGUGCCUGGGAAAUCCAGAGAGAGAAGGCAGCGUCAGCAUCGUAGGAGCUGUGUCACCUCCUGGUGGAGACUUCUCUGAUCCUGUCACUUCAGCCACACUGGGAAUUGUUCAGGUAUUCUGGGGGUUGGACAAGAAGCUGGCUCAGAGAAAACACUUCCCGUCUGUAAACUGGCUCAUCAGCUACAGCAAGUACACACGAGCUCUGGAUGAAUAUUAUGACAAACAUUUCCCAGAGUUUGUUCCUCUUCGCACAAAAGCAAAAGAGAUUCUACAGGAAGAAGAGGACCUGGCUGAGAUUGUGCAGCUUGUUGGCAAAGCUUCACUCGCUGAGACUGAUAAAAUUACUCUAGAAGUUGCUAAGCUCAUUAAGGACGACUUCCUGCAGCAGAAUGGUUAUACUCCCUAUGACAGGUUUUGCCCCUUCUACAAAACUGUUGGCAUCCUCUCAAACAUGAUAGCGUUUUACGACAUGGCCCGACAUGCGGUGGAGUCCACAGCUCAGAGUGACAACAAAAUCACCUGGGCCAUCAUCAGGGAAAACAUGGGGGAGAUCCUGUACAAGAUCAGCUCCAUGAAGUUCAAGGAUCCUGUCAAGGAUGGUGAAGCUAAGAUCAAAGGAGACUAUGCCCAACUGUUGGAGGACAUGCAGAAUGCUUUCCGAACCUUGGAGGAAUGAGUUUCCUACCUCUCAGCCUGUCUCUCAGAUAUCCAAACCCCAGUGCAGUGCAACGUAGUACAGACUGAUUGGCUCAUGUUCUGAAUGUCUGCCACAGUCACAGUCUUUUUUUUCUCCUUCAUGUUUACGCCCCUUAAACAUUCCAUGACAUACACAAAUUGUAAUUCAUUUUGCUGAAUUUCGACAAGUUUACUCAUCAGAAAACCAGUACUGAAAUCCCCUUAGGCUGUCUCAGAAUAUUACUUAGCAUGUAUAGGCCAUCAUCUUGUGGUUUAAAUAAAUUCGCCCCAAUCAAGUGCUGCACUCACACGCCACUGGUAGCUGCAAAAAAAGAAUUGUCUCUUUCCCCCAGGUGUAACAGUGAUCAAUGCAGAUAUUUAAUCAAAUGGGAACAUGAACAUGGAUAAAGGGACAGAGGCAGUAUAUUCAGGGGAUGUGAGGAGUUCUUCCACGUCUUACCUCUAAAGUGUGAUUGUGAUGCUGUGGAAUAUAUACUUGAUAUUAUGUGUAAAAAUGUGAAUGAAUGAGUCUGUUAGUUUGUGUUGUAAAAGAAGUCUUGCUGUUUUAUCCAUGGUACAUUAUUGUCUCCCUAAAUAAAUGGGAAAUAAAUAAAGUAGAUGGUUU